AUGAUCUAUGAGGUGAGCAUUCUGCAGGAGCUUUCUCCUCAGGUGUUGAACAGCAGUAACACCUCAAUGACUGUAGAUGACAGCAGGUGUCCAGUCCUACAGGUGGGACAGUACUCCACCUUGUCUGUCCCUCUUCAAGACCUCCUCAUUGAUGGGUUUGCAGAAGAGUUCAGUUUGCUGGUGCAGCUGCGGAGUCCUCAGCAGGACGAACGCAGCGUCUUCACCAUGCUCAGCCCCGACAGCCGAGUGAUGCUGCAGCUGCGGAUCAGCGCCUACGCCAUCAUCUUCAUAGGAACACAACAGCGUCAUUACGAAUUCCCAGUCAGCGGCCUGUCUGAUGGAAAGUGGCACCAUGUGGCGCUCAGUGUGUCUGCCAAGCGGCUGGCGCUGUACGUGGACUGCUCCCUGCUGGAGAGCGUGGACUGGGUGUACCGCAGCAUGGGGAUCAGCACCGAGGGGCUGCUCAUGAUCGGAGGCAUCAUCGAGGCCUUCGAGACUCCAUUUGAACUUUGUGACUCAAGUGAUGGCAUGUGUGACGCUGUGGAAUCCAGACACGACAUGGUUGGGCGCCUGGCAGAGAUCCAAUCUGAGAUCAACCUCAACAGGUCAUCGUGGAUUAAACAAGCUCAGAAACACGAUGUACACGGCUAUCACUGUAUCAACAGCCCUGAUAAAACAAAGGAGAUCCAGACACUGAAAACACUGAUGGGACAACAGAGCUGGCUGUGGAAAAUGAUGUUGUGA
Molecule: messenger RNA, 744 nt
Organism: Notothenia coriiceps (black rockcod)
Lineage: Eukaryota; Metazoa; Chordata; Actinopteri; Perciformes; Nototheniidae
Product: collagen alpha-1(V) chain-like
Exons: 5
Coding region: 1-744 (247 amino acids)
Source: RefSeq, a predicted model, not a curated record